This is a messenger RNA of Triticum turgidum subsp. durum (durum wheat), 1698 nucleotides long. The record is from the annotation of a GenBank genome assembly. Lineage: Eukaryota; Viridiplantae; Streptophyta; Magnoliopsida; Poales; Poaceae.
AUGAGUGUGCGGGGCGACCCGGCGACCGCUGCUCCCGGGGAUGAGACGGCGGAGGAGCUGCUGGCGCGCGUCAGGGGGAUGGUGCCGCCGGCGGUCGGCGCGGCGACGGCCGCGGAGGGGUUCCCCGGCCGGUGGAAGGCGAUCGCGGCCAAGCUGGGCACGCUCCCCGCGCGCCUGUCCGACCUGUCCAGCCACCCCCGCUUCGCCCGGAACGCGCUCUGCCGCGAGCUGCUGCACUCCGUGGCCGCCACGCUCGCCGAUGCGGCGGAGCUUGCUUCGCGGUGCCGGGGCCCGCCGAGGGACGGGAAGCUGCAGACGCAGAGCGCCAUCGACGCGCUCGGCGCCCGGCUCGACGUCAACCUCCGGGACUGCGCGCUGCUCGUCCGCACCGGCGUGCUGUCCGACUCCGACGCCUCCGCCGUCACCGCCCCGGCGACGGCGCAGGCGGACGUGCGGGAGCUGCUCGCGCGGCUGCAGAUCGGGCACGCCGAGGCCAAGAGCCGCGCGGUGGACGGGCUGCUCGACGCGCUCAACCGGGACGAGAAGAGCGUGGUGUCGCUGCUCGGCCGCGCCAACGUGUCCGCGCUGGUGCAGCUGCUCACGGCGCCGGCGCCCAAGGCGCGGGAGAAGGCCGCCAUGGUGAUAUGCCGGCUCGCCGAGUCGGGGGGUGGCGCCUGCGAGGGGCUGCUCGUGUCGGAGGGCGCGCUGCCGCCGCUCAUCCGGCUGGCAGAGUCCGGCAGCAGCCUCGUCGGCCGCGAGAAGGCCGUCCUCACGCUGCAGCGCCUCUCCGCGUCCCCCGACGUCGCGCGCGCCAUCGCCGGCCACGGCGGCGUGCGCCCGCUCAUCGAGAUCUGCCAGACGGGGGACUCCGUGUCCCAGUCCGCGGCGGCCGGCGCGCUCAAGAACCUCUCCGCGGCGCCCGAGGCGCGGCAAGCGCUGGCCGACGAAGGGAUCGUCCGCGUCAUGGUCAGCCUGCUGGACUACGGCACCGUGCUGGGCUCCAAGGAGCACGCCGCCGACUGCUUGCAGAACCUCACGUCGGGCGGCGACAGCUUCCGGCGCGCCGUCGCGCACGACGGCGGGCUGCGCAGCCUGCUCCUCUACCUGGACGCGCCGUCGCCGCAGGAGUCCGCGGUGCGCGCGCUCGGGAACAUGGUGGACGCCAUCUCCCCCGACACCAUCGUGUCCCUCGGCGUGCUCCCGCGGCUGGCGCACGCGCUCAGGGCCGGGUCAACCGGCGCGCAGCAGGCGGCGGCCGCGGCGAUCUGCAGGAUCGCGGCCAGCGGCAGCAAGGACAUGAAGCGGCUGGUGGGCGAGCACGGCUGCAUCCCACUACUUGUCCGGAUGCUGGAGGCCAAGUCGGCCGGCGCGCGCGAGGUGGCGGCGCAGGCGGUGGCGAGCCUGGCGGCGGGGCACCCGGGCAACGCGCGGGAGGUGCGGCGGGACGAGAGGAGCGUGCCGAGCCUGGUGCAGCUGCUGGACCCCAGCCCGGCGAACACGGCGAAGAAGUACGCCAUCGCGUGCCUGGCGACGCUGUCGCCGGCGAAGCGGUGCAAGAAGCUGAUGGUCUCGCACGGCGCCAUCGGGUACCUGAAGAAGCUGUCGGACAUGGAGGUCGCCGGCGCCCGGGACCUGCUGGAGCGGCUGGAGGAGCGCGGCAAGCUCCGAAGCAUCUUCGGCAGCAAGAACUACUCGUAA